CACACACACAUAUACACACUUGCGUGCGUACAAAAGUGCUAAUUUUUUUUCCUUUUACUCUCCAACACCUGCGCAAAAAAAAAAAAAAAAAAAAGGUGAUGAUGGUGCGCUUUGCUGGAUGAGCCUUUCUGUCCCGUGUGUCCUGGAGCGCUUUGGUCUGAGUGCGGACUGAACGGAACGGAAGAGGAGCUGAUCGACUGAAGUGUCCGGCGGAGAGGAAGUGAACAGAUGUGAAUAAAAGCACACUGACAGCUUAUGGAUGUGACUGAUCCUUGCUUGCUUUGAGCGUCUAGUGGAUGCUGCUUAUUAAAGUGCUGUUUAUUAGGAUCUGUUUUUUACCGCGUCUCAUUGGGAACCAGAGCAGUGCGCAGGGAGGAGGCGGACACGAUGGAACUUUAAGCGCUAUAGUGCAUCCAGUCUUUCUUUAAAUAAUAAUAAUAAUAAGAAGAAGAAGAAGAAGAAGAAUAGACUAAAAGUGACUUUAGGAGGUGAAGCAUGGCGAUAAACACCGACACUGAGUUUGAGAAGUCGGGUCUGGCGGAGAGCAGCAGGGCGCAGCAGCAGGAGACCGAGAAGCUCCUGUGUGACGGCGGGGCGGGAAACGGGCUCCCCAUGUCCACCUCCGGCAUCCUCACUCUGGACGUAGAGAAAGGACCCGAGGGGGAGCAGAACGGCCACGGGGGGCCACAGAGAUCCGGCUCAGUGGUGCAGCUCGCCUCGGCACCCCUGUCCUCCUCCAGACCAAGUCUGAGCCGCACCUCAUCCACAGGCAACGCGGUGCAGGAGCAGCCCAAGCCCAAAGACUACCUGCUGCUGGUCAUCCUGUCCUGCUUCUGCCCCGUCUGGCCCGUCAGCAUCGUAGCGCUCGUCUAUUCCGUCAUGUCUAGAAACAGCCUACAGCAGGGGGAUCUCGAUGGGGCAAGACGUCUGGGUCGCCUCGCACGCCUGCUCAGCAUCGUGGCUAUCGUCCUGGGCCUGGUCGCCAUUAUCGUCUACGUUGUGGUGUCAGUGAGCUAAAGAACAGGAACACCAGGCUGACGAGAAAGAACCAUCCACAGCAAAAACAAAAAACUAACAAAAAAACCCUCUACUGUGUAAUUAGGGGUAAAAAAAAAAAAGAAAGAUAUUUCUAAUAAAACUAUCUACAAAACCUAAAAAGAAAUUAAGGAGUGUAGCAAAAAUAAGAUCUAUUUAUAGAGAAAUGACAUGCAUGCUUCAGGUUAAUGUGUGCUUGAUUGAUAAAAAAAAAAAAAAGAAGGAAAAGGUUUUAAAAAACUGAACAGUGAGUGCUUAGAAUACACAAAACACUGUUCUUCCGAAGAACUGACCGAAGACGAUGCCAAGGAGGAUGAGAAUGGAACUCUUCGGCAACAUGAGGACUUUGAGCUGCGAGCCGCAUCAUAACCGUAUAUUACUCUUGAAAUAUCCAGAUGCACAGAUAUAUUUGCAAUAUAACUCUUCACAUCUAUUUUAUGUAAAGAUUUGUAUGACAUAAAAAGAUGAAUUGAACUCUGGGGAAUCUGGAGAGUCUUCGCAGGGGGACGCUGGUGGAUGACACACGACCUCACGGACACAUGGAAAAUAGAAGCGAUUCUAAAUGGGAGGAGUUUUUUUCGUUUGUUUUUUUUGAGGACAUUUUUUAUUUUGUGACUUUUGAUCCAGGAAGACGGCCACAUGCAUGAGAGAAGCCGGACGUCAUCACCUCCCGCUAGAAAGACUAGCGUUUAGUUUUUGUUACUUUAGGAUCGCACACAUUCCACGUCAUUGGCACGGUUCUCUUUGCCUUGCUGUUGGAAGCGGUGAGCACUGAAACGCAUGAUGAAUCCUGGCCCUCCAAUAUCCCCCCCUCCCCCAAAACCCCAAAAACCCACCCCCCGCCCACUCUGAGCUACCUGCUGAAGCAUGGACAUGAACGUCUAGAGGCAUGACGAGGGCAGGACGACUUCACCGUACUCUGUGCCAAAGCCCUCAGAGCUGUACUCUACCCACUGAAUCACUGAAACCACUAGUGCAGAAUGCCAGUCUAGCUCUUCUGGACUCCUAAACUUGUAUACGUAUGCUAUAUAUCCAUAUACUUAUCAAACUAUAUAGGCAUGCUGUAGACAGACAGUCUAUCUGUUUGAUAUUCUCUCUCUCUCUCUCUCUCUCUC
Messenger RNA from Clarias gariepinus (North African catfish), 2150 nucleotides. It is a transcript of the gene trarg1a, whose product is annotated as trafficking regulator of GLUT4 (SLC2A4) 1a. The transcript has 3 exons. Bases 496 to 1017 code for a protein of 173 amino acids. NCBI's taxonomy places the organism in Eukaryota, Metazoa, Chordata, Actinopteri, Siluriformes, Clariidae. The record is from RefSeq and is a predicted model, not a curated record. Gene Ontology annotation, cellular component: membrane.